This is a messenger RNA of Triticum turgidum subsp. durum (durum wheat), 1227 nucleotides long. Lineage: Eukaryota; Viridiplantae; Streptophyta; Magnoliopsida; Poales; Poaceae. The record is from the annotation of a GenBank genome assembly.
AUGCCGCCGCCUCCGACUCCAGCGACGAGGCCUGCACCGACGCUGCCGGACGAGCUUAUCGAGGAGGUCUUCCUCCGCCUCCCACCGGACGAGCCCUCGAGCCUCGUGCGUGCCUCCCUGGCCAGCAGUUUUUGGCUCAGCCUCCUCACCGGAACUAGCUUCUCCGUUCGCUACCGAGAGUUCCAUGAUGCUCCCCCCAUGUUGGGCUUCUUUUAUUCCUGGCUCCACGACGACCGCCCCGACGACGAAGGAGAUCCCCCCGUCCAACGGUUUGCCUUCACCACGAAAUUCGGCGCACGCAUUCCCGAGGUUGAGGAAUGGGACGACUAUGAAGCAUUGGACUGCCGCCAUGGCCGCGUUCUCUUUGAAAACCCCUUUGGGUGUCCCGCCCCGCUCUUCGUUUGGGACCCCAUGACAGGCUGCACGAGAUACUUGGAGAAGCCCGAUGGAUGCUGGGGCGAUGGGGCCACAGUGGUCUGUGCCGUGAGCGGCUGUGACCACCGCUUGUGUGACGGGGGGCCCGUCCGUGUGGUCUUUUUCAUGACCGGUGAUGGUGAUGGUUGUGUUGCGCACGUGUCUGUCGCGUUGCUGGAGAUGGAUGAUGCAUGGAGCGAGAGCUCUGAUCUUGAUCUUGAGCUUGAGUGGACCCUGAGCCCUGGUCUUGAACUUGAAGCUACGCAUGCAUUCAUUCCGGAAAUAAUGCCCCCUGUCCUCAUCGAAGACGCACUCUACUUCAUGCUUUCCAUUGUUGAUGGUGUUUGUGAUAUGGCUAUUCUAAAGUACGACAUGGCCUCUGAUAGCUUGUCAUUGAUUGAUCUACCGGACGUGCGCUCUAAUGGCUUACCACUCAAAGACCAUUCCUUUAUCCCCAUGGCUAUGGGGGAUGGCAAUUUGGGGUUUGCACAAGUGGAUGGCUUAACACUCAACCUAUGGUCAAGCUCAAUCCACACGGGUGCCGAGGGCCUUGCGUCAUGGACUCAGCAUAUAAUUGUCGAUCUCAAGAACCUUCUCCCUAUUCAGAAUCCCGAGAAAAGUCUUAGGCUGAUUGGAUCCGUGGAAGGCAGUGAUAUAAUUUUCAUCACUACAGACCUUGGCAUCUACCAGAUUAGUCUCAAGUCCCUCAGGUGGAAGAAGCUAUGGAAGAGCGAGAAGUUUAGUGCUUUGAUUCCGUACAUGAGUUUCUACAAUCCACAAGAGAGGAUCAACCCCUAUGAUGAAGCUCAUUGA